This is a messenger RNA of Naegleria lovaniensis, 1644 nucleotides long. RefSeq lists its product as uncharacterized. Lineage: Eukaryota; Heterolobosea; Eutetramitea; Acrasida; Naegleriidae. The record is from RefSeq and is a predicted model, not a curated record. The transcript has a single exon. Bases 1 to 1644 code for a protein of 547 amino acids.
AUGCUUCAUCAUGUCCAUUCCGCAGAACUCCAACAACCAAGUAAUUCUUCCUAUCCUUAUUAUUUUAAUUUAUCUCUCAAUGCAACUGCCAAUAAUCAUUCGCUUUAUUUUAGUCCAUUGGUGUUUGUGAAUCCGAGUGUGAACAAUACUACUCCAUAUCCAUCCUUUGGUUCAGUCAUGAUCGAUUCUGGUCUGUAUUAUUUCACUGAUUAUUCGAAUUUUAGAGAUUCCAUGAUGUAUUUCACAUCGAACAAAAUUGAUGUGUGUCAAUAUGUUCGACAAACUGGAAAUAAUAUUGCUGAGGAUGGAAGUAAUGCUUGUGAAUACAUAUUUUGUGAUACAAAUGCAACAGUUGCUGAGCCUUUUUAUAAGCAAUUAGCUCAAGGAAGUAUUCUUGGAUUGGUAGAAAUGUAUUGCAAAUAUUGUGAUUUAGGAAAUAAUACCUUGAAAGCCAGAGUUUGGAAUGUUUCAACAUGUCCUUACAUUCGUCGAACUUGUGAAGUUGCCAUGUCACGUGACAGUUCGAUGGAUCAAGCCGCAUUGUGUGGCAGUGAACAAAGUACAUGCUUACCAUUUCCUUAUUUUGAUGGGAAAAAAUUUUCAUUAGAUAAUCUUUAUUAUUGCUAUUGUGAAAAUGAAAAUCGAUGGGGAAUUGAUUGCAAAGAUUUUGGAGUUGUUGACGCUCGGUUAUAUAUUGAUUGGAUUGUUUUUACCCUUGCAUAUGGAGUUGAAGCCAUUAUUGCCAUUUUUGUCUUGUUCUUGCCAGGACUUUUACAAAUUUCCUAUUUGAAAGCCAUUCGAUAUUUGUUUUUAAGAUUCAACACGUACAUUCGAACAUUAUGGACCGGAAGUGCAGAAAAUCCAAUGGGCUAUGCCGAUGAACAAAUUUAUGGCACUCCAUUCAAGUGGUUCUCUGUUCGUCAUUUAAGACUCAUUGUCAUGGUGGUCAUUUCCAUUUCCUUAUUCUCUUAUACAUUGGUGAGAAUUAUUUGCCAUGCUGCAAAACCUUUCGGAUUGUUUGCCAUCACCGAUGUUUUCCUUGCUCUAUGUUUUUAUUUCAUGACCACUGGUUUUCUGCUGAUUGCCGUUCUAUGGAGUAAUAUAGCCUUAUCGGACAAGAGAAAAGGAGGUACAGAUGUGUUGAUGAUGCCUCUACGAGUAAUCCUAUUCGUUGUGUUGGGAUUGAUGUUGCUAUUGGCCAUUGCUUACAUCAUUGCCGAGCAAUUACUCACAUUGGCGAGUGGAAUUGUUUUAAUCUUCUCCAUGAUUGUGUUCAUUGGGUUGGCCGUUGCUUUAUUUUCUUUCGGUUUGAAAUUGUAUUGGGAUUUAUCCAAAAUUAGAAAGGAUGGAGUUUCGAUUACUUCGUUGCGUUUUACCAAAUUCAUGUUUGCAAGUUGUGUCGUGUUUGCAUUGACCUGCUUGUUCUUUUUAUUGGCUGCACUGACCAAAGUGUCGCAUACGGGCAUUCUCUCCAAAUAUUAUGCACUGUGGCAGAAUUUAUUUGUGGACUUUUUCAUGUUGUGUCAUUAUGCCUUGUUGAUUUAUAUCCUGUAUGAUCAUAAGGCAGCCAUGGAUUUGUAUGAGUUUGUGUAUUGGCCUUUCUGUUCGUGUUGUUUCAGAAAGAAUAAGUCUUCGGAGAAAUAA